Molecule: messenger RNA, 454 nt
Organism: Cariama cristata (Red-legged seriema)
Lineage: Eukaryota; Metazoa; Chordata; Aves; Cariamiformes; Cariamidae
Product: putative deoxyribose-phosphate aldolase
Biological process (GO): carbohydrate catabolic process; deoxyribonucleotide catabolic process
Cellular component (GO): cytoplasm
Molecular function (GO): deoxyribose-phosphate aldolase activity
Source: RefSeq, a predicted model, not a curated record
AUGAAAGCACAAUGUGCUCUUCAGAGAUUCCAAGCCAAGCUACAACUUUCUUCUGAAGUCCCACACCAUAUAUUAAAACACAGAAAUAGAUGAGAUUUUCUUUUUCUCGCAGAACUUGGCUGGAUCUCAGAAGUGCAUGUGAAUCGACCUGCAGUUGUGAGGCAUGCAGAACAAAUUAAAAGAAGGAGAACUGUGAAAGGUAAUUGGCAAGCUGCUUGGCUGCUGAAAGCUGUCACCUGCAUAGACCUUACCACUCUUUCAGGUGAUGAUACUCCUUCAAAUGUUCAUAGACUGUGUUUUAAAGCAAAGCAUCCCAUCAGAGAGGAUCUGCUGAAAGCCUUGGACAUGCAUGAUAAAGGUAUUACUGUUGGAGCGGUUUGUGUAUAUCCUGCAAGAGUCAUCGAUGCUGUUAAUGCCAUAAAGGCUGCUGGUUGUAACAUACCAGUAGCUUCAG